AUGUCGUUCCUUGGACGGUCAGGCGGAUCCUCGACUGGUGUGAACCCGGAGCGGGUGGAGAUGGCGGUACAGGAGUUGGACAUGAUCACCGAUGUGUUCAACCGUCUCGUGUCGUCAUGUCACGCAAAGUGCAUCAGCACACGGUAUGCCGAGGGCGACUUGAACAAGGGCGAAAGCGUCUGCAUUGACCGCUGCGUGUCGAAAUUCUUCGAAGUGAACAAGAGGGUCGGGGAGAAACUGCAGAGCAUGGGCGGAAAUGCUCCCAGCGGGCAGAGCGCGUUCGGCUCAUUAUGA
Messenger RNA from Postia placenta MAD-698-R-SB12, 294 nucleotides. RefSeq lists its product as hypothetical. The transcript is spliced from 3 exons. The record is from RefSeq and is a predicted model, not a curated record. Lineage: Eukaryota; Fungi; Basidiomycota; Agaricomycetes; Polyporales; Adustoporiaceae. Gene Ontology annotation, cellular component: mitochondrial inner membrane. Bases 1 to 294 code for a protein of 97 amino acids. Gene Ontology annotation, biological process: protein insertion into mitochondrial inner membrane.